AUGAGGAUUUUUUCUCCUAAGCAUCAGAAGCUGGUAAAUCAAUGCUAUCCAUCGGGUAGGACCCCGGAUAAGAAACCUAAGUCAUCUGAGACUUCUUAUCUGCUAUACUAUGUCAGUUCUAGACGUAGUAAACUGGAAAAAGUGAGUACAUAUCUCGUUAAAAGGACCAAUGUUGACUUAAACCAUCGAAGGGUAGGCAAUGUUGCUGUUACAUUAGAAAUAAUGCAUGAUAUUGUAGAACAUUGCAAAGAGAAUUUAAACAUCUUUGUAAAAGAUUUUUUGAACAUUACAAUUAAGAUUUUGACCAAUAAUAACUUCAACAAUGAUUCAAGUAUUAUUGAAUUGGUUGAGCGGACCUUUGCCAGCAUUUGUCGUAAUGUGGAUGGUGCAAUGAGUGGUGGUGAUGCUGAAUUUAUUAAGUUGUACUCAUCUUUUGAAAAAUUAUAUUUCGAUGUGGCUAGAGAAAUCCUGGAUAACGAUGAUUUGUUACUCAAAGGUUGUAUCGACAUUUCAUAUACAACGGACCUAGCAAGUAAUCCACAAAUUAAUCAUUUCCUCCCCCGUUCAGUCAUAUAUGCUUUGGAAAAAUUCAUUGAAAGAAAUCCCCGUUACAGUGCCCUUGAUUUAGGUACACCAACAGAUCAAAAUAUUACAAAGAGCCUAAGCAAAGUGCAGACUAGGACUGCUGCCCUAGACGACAUUUAUAAUACAAAUGCAGAUUUAUCCGUCAAGACAUUACAAGCAUAUUUCACCACUACAGAGACCGAUAAAUUGACUUUGGCAAUAAAAGCACUGUUAGAUUUUCUACAACGUUCCCCUAACAAGGACCUAUUGCAGUUCAUUUGCAACGGUAUACCUGUCCAAUUAAGAUACAUCGUGGUAGUACUGUUAAUUAGACACUUGACAGAUCCAGGAACUAAGGCUGAUCCCAUAAUUAGUUUGCGAUUAAUCUCCAGUUUGCUCGUUUCAGAUGUUAGCAUUGUUGGUUUGAGUAUUAUGGAUAUGAUGAGGAAAAUUUUGAAAUAUCAACUAGAUAAUUUAGCCAAUGUUAACGUAGUAAAUCAAUGCCGUAAGACGAUUGCCGAUUUAAACAAUAAGAUCUACUACAGAGGUCAGACUGCAGAUAUGCUAUUUGAAUUAGAAUUAAAACUUCAAUCCACUAAAGAUGAAUCAGAAAGAGCUGUAUUAAUUGAAGAUGUCGAUGAAUUGCUCACACAUAUGGGUAAACCAUGUGUUGGAUUAGAAUUGUUCCUCAAUCUGGCACCUUUCAUGGACUCCAAUGGGAAACUGAAACUUUUCGAUGCGGUAGACGAUCGUUUCUCUGGAGGUAACCUAUUGUCGCAAUUAUUCGGAAUGAUUAACGGAAUGGAAAAUGCAGUAGAUCAAAAAGUUUUAAUGCAUCUGGUCUUUCAAAAGUAUAAAAGUUUGGCAUUACUUUCAGGUCUCAACUAUUUCACAGAAAAUGUAGAAGAGCCUACAAGAGCAUAUUAUCUUUACCAUUGGGAAGCUGCAACUUUUCUCAAGAUGAACAAUUAUAAAGCCCAAGUGGAUUUAAGAUGUAAAAAUCAAACACUUUUCAAUAAGGACGAAUUGAUUGGUUUCUAUUCCGAUGAAAAGAUUAACAAAUACUCUCAAAAAGGUACACAAAUUCUUGUCUCCAAUCCUCAUAAUUUGUCAACAUCAGAUCUAUUCUCUGAUUUGCACCCACAGCGUAUGAACAAUUUUGCUGAAGUGAAUGGUUAUAAUAGAGAUUCGAUGAAUGGUACUUUCUCCGGUAAUGACAGUACCAGAGCUUCCAUCACAAGAUCAUUAAACGGUAAUGGUCCUGCGGAUUUACUUUCUUGGAGAGGUAUAAAGAGUUCAGCACCAAAGGUAACCGAUUUAAAGAGAGCUAUUUCAUCCCCGAAGAAAAAUAUUGCUGCAAGGUCAAAUACAAUGCGUGGAUCUCAAUCCGUCAAGUCUAAGGUUACGAAUAUAACGUUUUUGCUGAAUGAGUUAAGGAAUAAUGACGAUGGAAAUACCAGCCACAUAAUGCAACCUGAUGAAGAUCGGCCUUCGGUGCUCGAUAGAAACGAUGUGGACACGUCUUCAUCUACAAGAGUUACACCACCUCCAACACGUCAAGAUUAUAGUGAAGCUAACCUAUCCAAUGUAGACCAAGAGAAAUUCCAAGACGCACAAGAGGAAGUUGAUUUAACUAAUUCUACAAAUGGAAUUGCUGCCUAG
Messenger RNA from Zygosaccharomyces rouxii, 2226 nucleotides. RefSeq names its product Efr3p (gene EFR3). Gene Ontology annotation, biological process: protein localization to plasma membrane. Bases 1 to 2226 code for a protein of 741 amino acids. NCBI's taxonomy places the organism in Eukaryota, Fungi, Ascomycota, Saccharomycetes, Saccharomycetales, Saccharomycetaceae. The record is from RefSeq and is a predicted model, not a curated record. Gene Ontology annotation, cellular component: plasma membrane. The transcript has a single exon.